Symbiodinium natans is the source of this 555-nucleotide messenger RNA. Lineage: Eukaryota; Dinophyceae; Suessiales; Symbiodiniaceae. The record is from the annotation of a GenBank genome assembly.
AUGGUUCGCCAAUGGCAAAGGAAUCUGCGUUCCGAAGCUCGAGGCUUGGACAGAAGCAUCAGGAAGAUCGAGCAAGAGGAAGACAAGAUUCGGAAAGACAUCCAGGCGAAAGAUUGCAGUACAUUGGCAGAUCCUGACAGUGUGUUUCAAGAUGUCAGAAGGCUUGGGCUCCACAAGACACAAGCGGAUGAAGCACAGCAAAUGUCGCAGACAGGAAUCGAUCACAUCCAUGAGAAGGGAGAUGAUGCGCGCAGGCAAUUGCUCCUUGCCGUUGUGUUCAGUCUCAUCGAAGAGUUGAUUGACGAAGGCAUGGAGGAAAUGGAUGGACCGGAUCUCGAGGUUGAGGCCGCUUGUUGCGUCGCUUCCUUGCCUGGACCCUUUGUAACGCAAGAUCCGAAGAGCAGAGAUGGCUUGGAGGCGGAAGCAGAGGUGGACAAAGUGCUGGACUGGGAUGAUCUGGCUGUAGACGCCUCCAUCCGUAUGGCAAUCUCGAAGCCGCAGGACUUCCACGUCCCACACAACUACGAGUUCUAUUUUCAGCAGUGUUCAGCAUAG